AUGGAUAAACCUCAAGAAGAAAUGCAAGAGGUGGGCUUCUUUGGCAUCUACAAAGAAUCUUUCAAAACCAUUUUUUCAUGGAAGAAGAUCUUCACCCAGAUCACACUAACCUUCAUCCUACCCUUGUCCUUCAUCUUUCUUGCUCAUUUUAUCAUUGCAUACAUACUCGAAUGGAGGAUCUCCCGUGCCGAAGACCAAAUAUAUUACAAUAACGUCGAUAGCGAGCGCUUCUACCAUAGGCUAUCAACUGCGUAUAUCGGGUACUGGGUAUUCAAAUUCACGUACUUGAGUUUCCUCCUCCUUUUCUCGCUUCUCUCGACAGCCGCCAUCGUUUAUACAAUCGCCUCGCUGUAUUCGGGCAACGAGGUGACCUUCAAGAAAGUCUUGAAGAUUGUCCCUAAAGUGUGGAAGAGACUAGCUUUAACUUUCUUGUGGACUUACCUUGGUUUCUUCAUGUACAAUGUCAUUGCAGGAGUGGUGUUGUGUAAAUGA
Messenger RNA from Helianthus annuus (common sunflower), 492 nucleotides. RefSeq lists its product as uncharacterized. Lineage: Eukaryota; Viridiplantae; Streptophyta; Magnoliopsida; Asterales; Asteraceae. The record is from RefSeq and is a predicted model, not a curated record. Bases 1 to 492 code for a protein of 163 amino acids. The transcript has a single exon.